Corvus hawaiiensis (hawaiian crow) is the source of this 3103-nucleotide messenger RNA. RefSeq names its product leucine rich repeat containing 75A (gene LRRC75A). Lineage: Eukaryota; Metazoa; Chordata; Aves; Passeriformes; Corvidae. The transcript is spliced from 4 exons. The record is from RefSeq and is a predicted model, not a curated record. The coding region runs from base 590 to 1681 and encodes 363 amino acids.
GCCCUCCCCCGGCUCUCCCCGCUCUGAGCACCCCGAGCCGGCCGGGCCGAGCCGAGCAGCGCCGCGCCGCCUCCGGGGGAGCCCCCUGAGCGCAACAGUUGCCCCCAAGCCGCGGCCACCGCCCCCCGCACCCGGGGGAGCCCCCGGGGGACCCUUCGGCACCGGGAGGAGGCUGCGCGGAAGAGCCGCCGCCGCUUCGCCGAGGCACCGCCGCUCGCAGCGCCCGGAGCUGCCCGGAUCCGGCGGUUCUGCCUCUCCCGGCGAUGGAGCGGAGCCGAGGGGCCGAGCCGCGGCUCCUCCCGGCCGGGCGCAGCCGCCCCAUCCUCCGCCUGCGGGAGCGGAGCCGCCCCGCCGCCUGGCAGCGACCCCUCUGCUGAACCCCCCCCGGCCCCAUCCCGCACCCCCCCCGGAGCUCCCGGGCAUCCUCGGGACCUCCCGCGCAUCCCAACCCUUUGUGCAUCCCCCAAACCCCUUUGUGCGCUCCUAACCCCUCGUGCGUCCCCUCCACCCCCCUGUGCCCCCCUUGUGCCCCCCCAGCCUCGCCACCCUCCCUUUGCAUGCAGCCGCCGGGCUGCGGGAGCCGCUGGCCAUGGGCACGAAGCAGACCAAGGGCUGCCAGCCGGGCAGCGCCGGGGAGAGCCCCCCGGGCCACCACCGCAAGAAGGCGGCCCCCAGGGAAAGGGGCGAUUUCCUCGCUUCCCUCGUGGUGAAGUCCGGCGAGAAGUUCGGGAAGGGGGCUGGCGGCAGCUUGCCCCCGUACCACCGGCGGAUCUGCAUGAUCCAGGACAUGCUGCUGCUGGUCAAGCAGGGCAAGCAGGAAGAGGCCACCGAGCUGCUGAAGAACCUGCGGCAGGAUUUAGGGAUGGAGUCGACCUCUCUGGAUGAUGUCCUCUAUCGAUACGCCAGCUUCCGAAACCUGGUGGAUCCCAUCACUCACGACCUGAUCAUCAGCCUGGCAAGAUACAUCCACUGCCCCAAACCAGAAGGGGACUCCCUGGGAGCCAUGGAGAAGCUCUGCAGGCAGCUCACCUACCACCUGAGCCCCCACUCGCAGUGGAGACGCCAGGGCAUCAUGAAGAGGAAGCCGCAGUCCUGCCUGAAGGCCGUGCUGAUGGGGAAGCCCCAGGACAACACCGUGGACUUGUCGGGGAUCCCUCUGACCCUGAAGGACCUGGAGAGGGUCACGUCCUACCUGGAGCACAGCUCGGAGCACAUCGACACGGUGGAGCUGUGCUUCACCGAGCUGACGGACGAGAUGCUGCUGCAGCUGCUGCCCGCGCUCUGCGGCCUCCCCCGCCUCACCACCCUGGCCCUCAACGGCAACCGCCUCACCAAGGCCAUCCUGAGGGACCUCACCGAGACCCUCAAGGACCCCAAGAAGUUCCCCAGCGUCACCUGGAUCGACCUGGGCAACAACGUGGACAUUUUCUCCCUGCCCCAGCCCUUCCUGGUCAGCCUGAAGAGGCGCUGCCCCAAGCAGGGCAAUUUGCCGACCAUCCUGGAGUUUGGGGAGGGCCAGGUCAGCGAUUUGGAGGGGCAGGAGGGCCUGGGGGACAGCCAGGAGGAGCUGAGGGCUGGGCCAGGCCAGGCUGGCAGCACGGACUCGGAGCAGACGGACAGAACAGACGAGGCUGGGGAGCUCCCUGGCUCAGCCCAAGGUGCUGCCACACCACAGACAUGAUGUCCAGCCCUUGGGUGGGCACCUUGAGCAAGGAUGACUUAAAACCUCAGUGUUGGGGGGGGGUCUGUUCCCACUCCUGGAUGCUCCAGGAGUCCCAACUGCUGCCUUCCCCCUGUGCCAUGAAUGUCAGUGAUUUUCUUCUCGAAGAACACGUAAAAGUGAUCUCGUGGAGUAUUUGUAUUUUCUAAAAGCUGGCCAGGUGUUUUGAAGCAUUAGUGGUGUGCUGUGCUUUUGGCUCUCUCCGAAAUGGGUCCCCAAGGGGCUGCAAAACCUUAGAAGGGCAGGAAAAGGGAGCGGGGAGGUGCCCAGGCUGUGCAGGGCAGGGCUCCCUUCCCUCAGUGCUGGAUCUCAGCUGCUCUCCACGUGUGAUGGACAGACAGCAAACCCCAAAGGGACCUGCCUGGGAUAAACCUUCAAUCCUUCCCACUCCUGAUGAGAGGCGUGGCUGCUAAGACAGAACAAAAACCUGCUCACACACUAACCAGGCGUGUUCCUGUCAAUAUUGUGAGCCCAGUGUGGAGGGAGAGCUUUGCUUUCUUGGGGCAGGGCUAAAUCCCAGCCUGCAGCGUGCCUGGACACCACCCUCACCCUCCAGCCUUACCAAAAGCAGGCUGGCACCUGUGCCUGCCCAGGAUUUAUUCAGUAAAACCCAGUUUCCCACCAGCUGUAAAAACUCCUGAGGUUUUAAUGGGAGCAUCUGAUCCAUUCUGGGAGGGACACACAAAUGCUGGAGUCAGGGCUCAGGAGCAUUGCUGACAAAAAGAAACAAUGAUACUGAAGGGUUAUAAAAGGAAAAACAACCCUGGGGUUCAUCCCUCUCUCACUGCCACCACAGGCUGGACUCAGCUAGCUGGGAUUUAAAGCCUCAGAAAGCCUUUGGGUCACUUGGCUGUGGCUGUUGCCCCCUGGACCAGAAGUGCUUUGUUUCCAUUCUUUUUCUAAGGCAGGGGUUUGGCUUUAUUGUCUUUUCGAUGGGAAAUGGAUCCCCCCAGAGCAGCAGCACUGGAAUGUGCACUUUGGCUUUUUGGAACCAGAAUUUCAUUGGAUCCCAAACCUGGGGGAGGGCAGGAAAGUGGGAAAAACUUCCUUUCCUUUGUGUUCCAAGGACCAGACCAGACUCAUUUUGCAGGGAGUUCCAAGCCCUUCCCCUGACCAGCUCCCACCAGUGACUCCAGCUUGGCUUUUUUUGGGUGCAAACAGACUUUUGGCUCUGUCCAUUUUUCCAGAGGGGCUUUCAGGCUGCCAGUGGUUGUUUGUCCUCCAUCUGCAAGAAGGUAACUUAGAAAAAACUCUGCUACUUUUAAUCCAUUUGGCAACACUCAGUAUGAUUUGCAUGUAUCCAAGCCUUUUUUCCUUAUUGUUUUUUUUUUUUUUUAAAUUCUAACUCUUUCCAGCAGGCAUGAAAAAAAAAAAACAACUUUC